AUGUCUAGCUUGUUUCGAGCGUUGCUACUGUUGCAAAGCGAAAAUGGCGACAAAUCGUACCUCACCGCUCGUUCUGAUAAAGUUGGGCCGCCAACGUUCGCCGAUGAGCCUCUGUCGGGGGACCUUCGCGCGGGCUUCAUUGCAAUAGGAGUAGUCGCUCUCUGCUCGUGGAUCGCUGCAAUAUCGCUCAUUUCCUUCCUCACGUACCGAUUCAUUUUCUGGCAACAUUACUACAAACGUCCUCUCGCGAAGAAUCAAUAUGUCGUGCUCAUCUAUAACCUCCUUCUCGUCGACCUCCAACAAGCAACGGCGUUCUUGAUCUGCCUGCAUUGGGUCGCCCGUGGUGGUGUCAAUUACCCAAGUGCGGCAUGCGUUCUCCAAGGAUGGUGGAUUCAGACCGCAGAUCCAGGGAGUGGUUUAUUCGUGUUGGCCAUUGCGAUGCAUACUGGUGCGGUUGUGCUACGUGGGCGGCAAUUACCCUAUGCGACGUUUAUCUGGUGUGUUGUAGCGCUCUGGGCUUUUGUUAUUACGCUCGGAUUGAUUUCUGUCGGAUUGUAUGGCUCGCAAACCUUUGUGAUUUCGGAAGCCGGCUGGUGCUGGCUCAGUCCAGAACGCGAACUUGAGCGGCUCUGGGGGCACUAUCUAUGGAUUUUCCUUUCCGAAUUUGGCACAGUCAUUUUGUACGGCAUCAUGUUUUUCUACCUCCGACGUCGGAUGAAACAAGCAGCGGCCCUUCGACAAAACCACCAGGACAGUCUUAGCCGACUGAAUCGAGUCGUCGUGUACAUGGUUAUUUACCCUCUGGUAUACCUGGUUCUCUCCCUUCCUCUAGCUGCGGGGCGAAUGUCUACGGCCAGACAUGCCGUUCCCAGCAGGGCAUACUUCGCCGCCGCCGGUACUCUCAUGGCUCUGUCCGGACUUGUGGAUGUGACCGUGUACACCUUGACCCGCCGGCAUCUGCUGCUGGACACCGAGGUCAGCUCGUCGGACCGUUACUACGCACACACCGGCUCAAAUCUGUACAACACAAAUGUCAGCACCACCGUUGCGGGCCCUGACAGCAGGAAGUCUCGGGUCAAGUCUCGCUUCCGCCGUGGCUUGCAAACUAUCAACGACACAAUACUCGAUGACCGAGGCGACUCGACAGAAGAUAUUGUGCGGAAAAGCGAUAUGGAGCUCGGCGAUAUGGCCCACGGCGUAUAUCAGGAAACGACUAUUGAGAUCACUCACGAACCUGCAGAGCCAGAGGAAACUUUACGGAAGCCAAAUCGACUCAGCAGGUAA
Messenger RNA from Aspergillus thermomutatus, 1284 nucleotides. RefSeq names its product protein gprD (gene gprD). Gene Ontology annotation, molecular function: G protein-coupled receptor activity. NCBI's taxonomy places the organism in Eukaryota, Fungi, Ascomycota, Eurotiomycetes, Eurotiales, Aspergillaceae. The record is from RefSeq and is a predicted model, not a curated record. Gene Ontology annotation, cellular component: plasma membrane. Bases 1 to 1284 code for a protein of 427 amino acids. The transcript has 2 exons. Gene Ontology annotation, biological process: adenylate cyclase-activating G protein-coupled receptor signaling pathway.